Messenger RNA from Bolinopsis microptera, 1345 nucleotides. RefSeq names its product palmitoyl-protein thioesterase 1-like. Gene Ontology annotation, biological process: protein depalmitoylation; receptor-mediated endocytosis. The coding region runs from base 4 to 882 and encodes 292 amino acids. The transcript has a single exon. Gene Ontology annotation, cellular component: lysosome. Gene Ontology annotation, molecular function: palmitoyl-(protein) hydrolase activity. The record is from RefSeq and is a predicted model, not a curated record. Lineage: Eukaryota; Metazoa; Ctenophora; Tentaculata; Lobata; Bolinopsidae.
GUUAUGAUUACAUUUCUUGCUGUUGGACUCAUUCUUCUGGUCCCACCGACCGUUAUCUGUACACCUGUUGUACUAUGGCACGGCAUGGGAGACAGUUGCUGCAAUCCUCUUAGUAUGGGAUCUGUCAAGAAAAUGUUGGAGAAAGAACUUGAAACAUAUGUUCUUAGUCUCAUGGUUGGAAACUCAGUCGCUUCGGACACUACCAAUGGAUUUUUCAUGGAUACAAAUGAACAGAUCGAUUUUGUGUGCAACACUAUCAAAAAAGAUCCUAACUUACAGGAUGGUUACAAUGCAAUGGGUUUUUCUCAGGGAGGGCAGUUCUUGCGAGGUCUUGCUCAAAGAUGUCCCCAGCCCCCAAUGAAGCAGCUGAUCUCAAUUGGAGGACAGCACCAAGGAGUUUAUGGUUUCCCUCACUGCCCAGGGUCCUGGUUUGUCUGUAAGGAGGUAGAUAGACUGCUUAACUUGGGAGCUUACACCGACUACGUCCAAAGCCAUUUGGUGCAGGCCCAAUACUGGCACGACCCUCUUGAUGAGGACGAGUACAAAAAGAAAAGCAAGUUUAUCGCCGAAAUUAACCAAGAGGGCACAGUGAAGCUUGAGUACAAGCAAAAUUUGAUGAGGGUUUCUAACAUAACUUUUGUUAUGUUCAACAAAGACACAAUGGUUGUCCCAAAAGAGAGUGAAUGGUUUGGUUUCUACAAGCCUGGACAGGACAAGGAACUGAUGACUCUUCAGGAGGGCGACCUUUGGAAAGAAGACAAACUCGGACUCAAGGAGAUGGACUCUCAAGGUCGUCUUAGUUUCUUGAAGAUUGAAGCAGAUCAUCUUAGGGUUCCUGAAGCAUUUUGGAGUGAUGAAAUCAUUCCCCGUCUUAAAGUAUAGCCUGAAAUGUGAGGAAAAGUUUACAAAAACAUGAACUUUGAUACUGUUUGUUUUAUAUAUUUUUCGAUAUGAUUUCAAUUUUAGCAUUCUACGCUGAAAUACCUUAUGAUGGAUGCUACAAAUAAGAAAAGACUUAGCUCACAGAUUUUGUCAGCAAUUAGACUAUUAGAUUUUAAUUCUGUAGGUUUGGCUUGACUAAAUAACAAAACAGGUAAAUAAAAGCAAGGAGUCUUUGUCAAAAUUGGUAGCUGAAUCUUAAACUUGAAACUUUCUCCAAAUUUGUUGCAUCCUAUUUAGUGUUUACAUUUGUUUUUUAAUAAGAUGUCAGAUGAUUUUGUUGUUUUUGUUUUAAUUUUUGUAAUCAUAAUUUUAACUGUCAUGUACAAUUUUACCAUUUCAAUUGUUUAUGGUGUCUUUUAUUGUUAAUUGUUUAUCAAUUCUUCAAACAUCCAUUGUUGUUGCA